AAAUUCAGAAAUGGAGAAGAAAAAACCACCAAGCAAUUUUGUAAUUCCUAAAAAACGCAAGUUGGAUCCGCCACCGGUGACGAUUGAAGAGUUGCCUUCUCCGGAGAUCUCAGGUAAAAUUGAAAUUGUCGAAGCUACGACGGAGCAGAGAAAUGAGCUUGCUGAAAGUGCGAAGAAAUCGAUGGACAAGAACAUGGCAUCGGAAGAAGGAUGGAAGCAUAUGGUGGCUUCAAAUGUAAAGAUGAUUGAAAAUCACAGGCUAAGGCACAAUUUUCAAACAUACAUGAAAAAGCACACAGUAGAGAAAGAGUUGCUCAUGUAUCGUAUUGUUUACGAUGAUGAAGAAAUUCAAAAAAUCACGGAGAACGGACUUUGUGUGAACAGUGAUGGAAUUAGUGAUAUUGGAGAUCCACGACAAGGAGUUUUACUUUAUCCAUCUCCUGCUACUGCGUUUGCUGGACGUUUUCUAUACCGAAAUGUUCCUAUCAAAGUUAUGGUAUUCCGAGUCACAAAUGCUGGAAAGCGACACGAGGUUCCAUUGUCCUCGGGACAAGUAGCUCCGUCAAAAUCAAAAAAACAUAAUUGCCAUGUAAUGAUGAAAACGGAAACCAACUCUGCUAAAUUUCACCGUUUCAUACUUGAGCAUUCUCUAGCGGGUGUCUAUUACUACGAGUAUUUGCCGAACAUGACUGAUGUCUAUAAGAUUCCGGCCAUGAUCUUGCCACAUGCGAUUAUCACUUACGAGUUACAAGAGAACGCCCUUCCAAACAGCCAGAAGGCUUUUAAUAAAAUCAACCGAACCUUUCUCAACUUCCGAAAAACGGAGGAAUGCAAGCAUACUCUGGUUCUUAAUUCAGAGAUCGAAGGGACUUUGUUCAAACCGUACAUAUCAAAAACGGUGCCAUCAAUUUUAAAUUGCACGAAAGCAACCCCAACUAUCUACAGCAUCAAUGAUCUCAAUACAUUCCCAGAGCUUCUUGCAUUAAGAUCUCCUGAAUAUUUCGGUAAACUUCUCACGUCGGAGGCUGUUUUCAUUUACGAAUAUGGAAUGGCUACACAUUAUGUUCUUCAGUUCCCAAGACAACAUAAAGAAUUUGUGAACGUGCUUCGAGAUGAAAAAUGUAUUCUGGUAAAUGCCCAAUAUCCGUGGACGACUUUUUAUAUACCAUCAGGCAAUAUUGCUACAGAAUUCGGACUUCCAUAUCAAGAAAGCUCUCUUCAUGUUAUUGUUUACCGGAUGCCAUCAAAUGAGAAUGUUCAAAGCUUGUAUUUUUGUUGUCAAGAAUCAUUCAUGUUUUCUCCUCAAUGGACAUUGGCUAAUGAGUUUGAAAAAACAGCAACGUUAGGAUAUGCACCAGUUAACUUCAUUGAAAAUCUGGACGAAGAUUCGGAAGAUGAUAAAGAAGAAGAUGAACAAUACACUGGAUACUCUCCGGAUUAUGUUGCACCUGUUUUCAGAACACCGAGAGGAGAUAAAGUGGUUCCUAAGGGAAUUCUACGAACAGUUGGCUGCAAACCAAGAAAUCUUAAAGUUAGAUGGAACGACGAAGAUAGUACUGGAAAUGAGAGGAAGCAGCUAUGUUUCGUCAAGGAAUUCACUAAUGAUACUGUCCCACACCACGAUCAUUCAAUUUUGUCAUUCGAUGAGAUGAGGAAACAGGAGGAGAUUGAAAAAAGACAGCAAGGACAAGAUGAAGUUGUACAACUUCAAUUGGGAAAGACUGAUAUAGAAAACCAAGGAACUGACGAUGUAUUUAAACAAGCAAUUUCUCGAACUAAUGCCCAAAGAGAAAGUGUUGAAAGGGAAUCCUCACAGUCACCACAGCUUUAUGAUCCCAAGAGAAUUCCUCAUUCUGCGAGUAUUUCGACGAAUAUUCCUGGUUCUCCGACUCAGUUCAACCGUCCUCCACCAGUAUUGCAUUCUCCUCGUUCGGCACUUCCUUCUGCUGGACCAUUUUCUUCACCACAACCAGUGCCUCGUUUCAAUGGUCCGCCUUCAAGCUUUAUCCUUCCUUCAAUUUAUCCUCCACCUCCCCCCGGUGUUUCUUUAAAUCAACUUCCUCCGCGCGUUCCCGUACCAAUCAUUCGACCUCCAAACGAUCUUCAAUCAAUCGAGCCGAAGGUUCCAUUAAAGCCCAACUUCAGUAUACCUCCACCUCCGUUACCGGCUCCACCACCUACUACCAUUUCAACCACGACUGUCAUUGCUGGUCCAGUUUCUGCAGAAGCAACCUCGACUACUUUACUUUCUUUAGAAGAAAUAGGGGAAGCUGAAAUGGAUAUUGAAACCAAUGAUGAAGAUGACUCUAUAAUUGAAAUAGAGCCGAGCAAGGAAGUAAAACCUGCACCACAGGAAGAAGAAAAUGAUAUUUUGAGAAUGGUUUUCACUCCAUCUCAGCCAACAUUAUUGCAAUCUAGUUUGGAAUCUCUAAAAAACUCGGUCUCACUGAUGGAGUUGCUGCAGAAAAAAGAAAAAAUGAAUCCAAUUGUAACCACCACUUCCUUGCCAGAAUUGAAUACCGAUUCAGCUCCACAAAGUUCUCAAAUCAAGUUUUCGCUGAGCAAACCAAAAUCAACGGCAAAUACGAAUGUACUAAUAGAAGACGAUGAUGAUAAUGUUGAAAAGGUUAUCGAUGAAUCUACAAAAGCAGGAUGUUCCCAAGACGUUGACUAUAGAACCAGUGCACCGAAAGAUCGCGAUGACCGUCCGAAAGAUAUUGAUGAUCGUUUUGAUAAUAUUCCUCUUCCAAAAAUAUCGCCUGACGAAGAAAUGAAGAAACGGUUAACUGCUCAGUUUCAUGGAAAACUACGUGCACAUGGAAAAGAAAUCGAGGAUAAAGUUAAAAGUUAUAGUUAUCAUGAUAUGCAGAUGUCGGAACCUAACUCGAAUCCUUUUGAAAUGUCGUCUGUUGCUGGAUUGUUUCCUGCGUUAUCUCUUGCCACAUUUGGUCCAGAAGGAAUUUCUAUAGGACGAAGAGAAUCUGAUCCAGCUCCCGUUAAUUCUCGUGUAGAAGAACCAGAACAAAUUCGCUCACCAAGUCCGGAAAUCACUCGAAUGGCAGAUGUGGAAGAGUACAUACCGAAGACUUUCCUCACCCAAAAUCAGAAUCAAAAACAAAAAUGUGUGAUUGUUCCCACUGAAUCGAAAGCUGGUUAUGAGACCUAUCAUGGAGAACGUCCGAAUUCAAGUAUGGAAAAUACGAUUGCACCAAAAAAGUCGCCGAAAAAGCCGAAAGAUCAUGACUCAGUUGGAUCAGUCAUUUCUGAUGAACAAGUGAAACAGUCUUGGGACAAUUUGAUGAAAAAGAAGCCAACGGCAUCUCCUUCGAUUGAUAAAGAAGAUGGAGAGUGGGCUAGUGAUGACGAGAGCCGGGAGCGGAAAAACUUACCAUCAACCUCAUCAUCUUCAGUGAUUAUACUUUCACCUCCACCUCAUCCGUCUCAGAAAAAAAUACAACCGCCAGUAGCUCCUCCUGGAAUUUCAAAUCUAAAUCGUCCUGGAAAUAAUUAUUCAGGUCCCUCUCAGUCAUUCCGUCCAAAUCAGCAAUACAAUCCGAAUUUCAACCAUCAAAGGCCUCCAUUCCAAUUUGGAUUCAAUCCACGUGGACGUGGAAGAGGAAACUUCAAUAAUCGCGGAGGUCAUAAUUAUAACAUGGGACACGGUCGGAAUGGAAAUAACUUCUUUAAUCAAUCAAUGCCAGCAGGAAAUGGGUGGAUGACCACCUUGAGGCCACUAAUCGAUCAUGAUGUGGAGAGCUUAUGCAUCUUAAUCGAUCCAGAGUUGGGUACGGACAAUAUGAAAAUGAAUGAACUGAAUUCAUUGUUCACUGAAAUGCACAACCUGAAGAAAUUAAUGAAGCCCAACUGGCCACGUGUCCAAUCAACUAUUUAUCUUCACAAUAUGGCUUUUGAGAAUAUGAAGAACAUUAAGAACAAGAGCAUGCACAAGUACUUCCAAACUUUUAAUGAUUUUAUCAGAUGUCAUCCACCAUUGGUCGAGGUACUACCACUUCAUUUUUGUGACAGAGGCGCCACAGGCUCGGGUCUGGCGAAUUGCAUUGCAGGAGUCACUAAGCAUGUUGGCGCAAAACACGCUAUUUUCUUGACCCAAAAUCACAAACCAGAGUCUGCUAUAGUUCAAUGCAUGCUAGAAUGCGAAGUAAAAGUGAUGUCGAUUCGACUACUUGCUCAGUUUCUUGAAAAAAUCACGGGUGAUCCGGUCACAAUCUAAAUAUCACUUCAAGCUCGACAAUGUUUCCCCAGCUUUAUAUUAAUUAUAUGUUUGUCAUAUUCUUGGAAGGAUUCCCUUUUGUUAGUCAUUUCUAGAAUUUAUCGCCAAAAGUCAAAAUACGCCCCUCAUCAAUUGUUGUGAAACAAUAGUAUACCCGUGUUGUUUAGCCAUGUCAUGUUCGAAUUCCCAGUUCACUAAUGUUUUGUUGAUUCCAAGAAACAUUUCUUUCCACAGUCUUCUAAUUCAUUCCCAUCCCGAAAUUUAUAAAAUAAACCAUAUCUUUUUCUU
Molecule: messenger RNA, 4519 nt
Organism: Caenorhabditis elegans
Lineage: Eukaryota; Metazoa; Nematoda; Chromadorea; Rhabditida; Rhabditidae
Gene: T11G6.5
Product: SET domain-containing protein
Exons: 16
Coding region: 11-4231 (1406 amino acids)
Biological process (GO): negative regulation of gene expression, epigenetic
Source: RefSeq, marked reviewed